GAACAUCGAAUGUGUUUGCAAGAUUGAAAAUAGUGGUGACUAUUAGUUGUACAUUUUUGGGCAAGUUCGCGUACUUGUCCGAAGUUUACAGGAAGGAUCGACGCGAUAAAUGUCCAAAUGAACGUCUCAAUAUUGAUAUUCGUGGAAAUAACACUGUUACGCCUUUUGUAAAUCGAAGUUGAUGCUCGAGAAUAACGCCGGCAGACUUUUUGCUGAAGUCUAGAUAUCGAUCUUGAUAUCCCCGUGAAUAUCCCUCGUCGGGGGGAAUAAAUCAUUCGUUUUGACAGCUCGAAUCGUACCGAUCUUCUGUGACGCGAUAAACCUUUAUGCCCCGAAGUUUAAAAUCGGAGGAAAAUUACAUUUAAAUUCCACCGCAGACCCCGACCAACGUUGAAGUAAAAAUAAACGGAUAAAUAUCGUUGGAAAUAAACGAAUCGAGAACCCGUUAACGAGUAAUACGAUAAUUUCCUCGGUGUAUAUGAAAAAGCGUGCAACACGAGUUUACCGGAUUCAAACGUCAGGCUGAUCGCUUCGCUGAAAUCGUUAAGGUGCCCCUAAAGUUUAUGGUGGCCCCCGUAGCCAGGAGGUGAUCGAACCCUGAGCAAGAACGAAAACCGCCUCGGCGUGUGCACGGGAGCGCGAGAACCGGAAACAUGAAGAACGCUCACCCGAUUAUAACAGCCACGUCGUCGAGCCUGGUCAAUCCGGAUUCUUCGUCUUCCAAUGAACCUACGGAACCGAUCAUCAGAUUGAAGCUGGACAAGCCGCUGCACUGGGAGUGGGAGCUGACCACGUCCGCGGACACGCUUCCUGUCAUCCAGCUGCUGGACAAGGAUGGUCGUCUGCUGGUCGAGACGACUGGACGAACGGCUCAGCGGGCCAGAGGCUCGUUUCGAGAGGGUCUCAAGUCGCACGAGGAGUUCCCUACAAGUAGAUCGGCCAGCGAGAAGCCCUCCACCGUUUCUUCCUCCUUCUCUUCAUCAUCCGCACCCAGUCCGACUGUCCAGCUUCCGGUCCAGGGUAACCGAAACUUCGACGGCUUCAGCACGAAGUUCGGGUCUUGUCAGUUCGGCUACGCGCCAAGGAAAUCUAGGAGCGAGGUGACGGUGAAGGAGAGAGAGAAGAAGGGGAAGCAAAGACAUUCCGGUGGCUCGGAGAACAGCUCGAAGCAGAACGAGGAAACGAAAACGAGCUCGAAGAAAUAUUCGACCGGCGAUUACCUGCGGCAGCAGAUCAUAGACGAUCUUAGAAGAAGGAACACCGCUGGCAAGAGUCCCGAGGAGAUCGCGAAGGAGAGGUGCAAGAAGGUGAAGGCCUACCUGAGGAGCCAGAGCGAGAUUCUGCCGAGGUUGGUCCACGUGGAGGAGGUAGAGCGUGGCGAGGAAUCGAGGUCGAAGGUUAACGGGACGGAGGACGAGGUCCGAAGUCAGAGGAUCAAAGAUGGCCUGACUCGCCUUCGACAGGCUAUCAGAGACGAAGACGAGAGAAGACGAGAAUCUGGAAACGCGAAUGGAGGACGUAACGAUCUUGCAGAAUGCAACUCGAUACGCGAUAAUGCUAGCGAGGAGAACUCGAAGCGGAAAGACGACGAUGACAGUCGGAAGAUCAGGAACGAGAAUUGGAAAGAGUUUGAAAGAGUGAGAUCGUUCCUUCAGAGGAAGAUCCAGCAGAGGAUGGAGCUGGAACGAUCGCGGAGUUCGAGUCGAUGCGAGGCUCAAGCGCGAUCGGGGGCCGGGAUUCAGAAAAGGUACUCGGAUUACAGGCAGCCUGAGGAUCCACGAGGUUAUCGCACCCGAAAGGUGCGCAGCGAGACGAGCAUCAUCAGGUUCGAUCCGGAGAUUCUUCAGAAGGACAGGCAGAAAGCAGGCAGGCAGGUCGAGAGGGAGAGAUCGUCGAGGGCCGACAGGUCGCGUUCCAAGGAUUCGUUCGGGCAAAAAGCGUGCCGGCGUUCCAGGAGCGAGACGAUCCUCGAGGCCGCGGAAACGACUGGGACGAAUCGUCGACAGGGCUCCCAAACGAGGGAGCCCACCGAGAAACGGAAACUCUACCGAAAAACGAGGAGCGACGUGUUGCUGGGCCAGAUGGGAGGCAGCCUGGACUCGGAGCAGGAGAAUCCUCCGAGGCGUGUCAAGAGUCAGGACACUGUGGACGAGUCCUGGCAAGAAUACAAGGAGAGGAAGAAGCACGAGAGGCUGCACCGUGAGUCAGAGACUAGGGAAGUGAAGGAAGAGGAUUUCAUGAGCAAACCUAGGUGGAAGGACUUGCAGGCUGACCUGUGCUCUUUCAGAAACUGUAAGAUCUGUCAAAACCUUCAGAACUGCGUGAAUCCUCUUCGAAAACGCUCGGGUAGCAUCGAGAAGCAGGUGGUUUUGAAGGAUAGAGUAGCCAACGACUCGUCCAACGUGGUCGCCAACGAUUCCACAAAUGAUAGACCCAGUACCAGUCUGCAGGAGAAUUACUUGGUCGUCGAUAGGGAGCCCGAGGUGUCAAAGAACCUUAUACUGGCGAAGGUUCAGGGCAAGACCCACGAGACAGACUCGUCCAACGUGAAUUCUCCGGACUGUGGCUACAAUACGAUUCCUAAGAAGACUUUUAAUGAUUACAAGGAGUUGUACACUUGUUCCAACGUGAAGAAGAGCGACACGUUUAAGAUUGUGGAUGGCAGUGAAGGGAUUGGAGAGGACGUGGAAGCAAAUGGCUCGAAGGAAGAGCCGGUUGGGGCAACAGUUGACAGUUUCGAGCCUCAGAGUGGAGAAGGUGUUUUGAUGAACAAGUCGAACGAGGAUAUCGCUAGGGACUAUUUUAACAGAGUGUACGAGCUGUUGAAGAAGAGACAGGAGGAGGCGAGGAAGAUAGCUGAGAGACAGGAAGUGGCGGGCUGCGACGAUUCGUCGUCAUCUAAUUACACGGAGAAAGUGCAAAAGAGGAGGCCCCGACGCAGGAAGAAGGAAAGGAACACGCAAGGUAAGAAAUGA
Messenger RNA from Eufriesea mexicana, 2975 nucleotides. RefSeq lists its product as uncharacterized. Lineage: Eukaryota; Metazoa; Arthropoda; Insecta; Hymenoptera; Apidae. The record is from RefSeq and is a predicted model, not a curated record.